AUGUUAUUAAAUGGCGAGAAGCCGGGAUGGUCAGCCAACACAGAUAUCGCAUCAUCAGAUGGUACGGCUUCAACAGCUGACGAAAAGUUACAGAAAAGGGAAACCUGGGGCCGCAAGUUUGAUUUCCUGUUGGCCUGUAUCGGGUUUUCCGUUGGUCUCGGAAAUGUUUGGAGAUUUCCUUUUCUGUGUUAUAAAAAUGGCGGAGGUGCCUUCCUGAUCCCUUACUUUAUAGCUGUGAUAUGUGGUGGUAUACCAGUGUUUUUCUUAGAAGUAUCCAUCGGUCAGUUCAUGUCUGAAGGUGGAAUUGGUCCCUGGAAACUUUGUCCAAUGUUUCAAGGUAUUGGUUACGCCAGUGCUAUUAUAGUCUUCUUAUUGAAUAUAGACUAUAACAUCAUCCUAGCCUGGGCGUUCUAUUACCUAUUCCAAUCAUUUCAAGCCGUUUUACCAUGGUCUACUUGUGAUAAUGACUGGAACACGGACAAUUGUCGAAUUUUUAACGAGUCGUCUGCUUUCAAUGGUUCCGUCUUGUACCAAACUAUGACGCACAACUUAAGCCUGAACCAGAACACUUCCGGUCAGGUGAUUGAUUCCGUAACAGAAUUCUGGGAGCGGAAAGUCCUGCAACUGUCCAGCGGUGUGGGGUCUCCUGGCAACAUCAAGUGGGACCUGGCCCUAUGUCUGUUACUCGCAUGGAUCGUGGUGUAUUUCUGCAUCUGGAAGGGCAUUAAGAGCUCUGGAAAGGUUAUGUAUUUUACGGCUACCAGUCCUUACAUCCUGAUGUUGGUCUUGUUGAUUCGUGGUGUAACACUAGAUGGCGCAUCGGAAGGCAUAAAAUACUAUUUGCUCCCUGAUUGGUCCAAAUUAGCCGAACCACAAGUUUGGGUUGAUGCCGGUACUCAGAUUUUCUUUUCCUAUUCUAUCAGUUUGGGUACACUUACCGCAUUAGGCAGCUACAAUAAAUUUCACCACAAUUGUUAUCGUGAUACUGUUAUGUUUGCUGCUGUAAACAGUGGUACUAGCUUUCUAGCUGGCUUUGUCACCUUCUCAGUACUUGGCUUUAUGGCUAAACAACAAAAUGUUAGCAUAUCAGAAGUAGCAGAAUCAGGUCCUGGUUUGGCUUUUAUUGCCUAUCCUGAGGCUGUUGCUCAAAUGCCCUUUGCUCCACUUUGGUCUGUUUUGUUCUUUGUGAUGGUCAUCUUAUUGGGUCUAGACAGUCAGUUUGUUGGAGUUGAAGGAUUUGUUACCGCUGUUGUGGAUUUAAAACCACAAAUCUUUAGAGUGGGUAAACGUCGAGAAUUUUUAAUUCUUGGAAUCUGUAUUCUCUCGUUUUUCAUCGGAUUGUCCAUGGUGACUGAAGGCGGGAUGUAUGUAUUUCAGCUAUUCGACUACUACUCUGCCAGCCGGAUAGUUCUUGUAGUGGCCUUCUUCGAGUGUAUCGUCGUUGCUUACAUUUACGGGAUAGAUCGGUUUUAUGACAAUCUGCAAAUGAUGUUUGGUUUCCGACCUGGCCCAUUCAUGAAAAUAGCUUGGACAUUUAUCACUCCAGUAUUUACUUUUUCCAUCUUCGUCUUGGGAGCUAUAAGUUAUUCCGAACUGACGUAUAAACGAAAACUGAUAACUUACUCAUAUCCCACCUGGGCUAUCGCUGUAGGAUGGUGUUUGGCUUUAGCCUCUGUUGUAUUUAUUCCAAUUGUUGUUAUAUUUAAAAUACUGAAAUCAAAAGGUUCAUUGAAAGAGAGAAUCGUUGAUUUACUGAAACCAAGACUGCAGAGACAUCAACUCCGUGACAAUGAGGAUAUGUCAAAAGUUCAGUUAAUUGACGAUGUGUAUCAAACCAAUUCCGCCAAUGAUGAUGCAAUCGAUUCGAUAGAGAAACUACCAAUGACCAACGAAUUUGAGACGGAGGGGAUAUAA
Messenger RNA from Lottia gigantea (owl limpet), 1914 nucleotides. RefSeq lists its product as hypothetical. Gene Ontology annotation, cellular component: membrane. The record is from RefSeq and is a predicted model, not a curated record. Gene Ontology annotation, biological process: sodium ion transmembrane transport. The transcript is spliced from 14 exons. Bases 1 to 1914 code for a protein of 637 amino acids. NCBI's taxonomy places the organism in Eukaryota, Metazoa, Mollusca, Gastropoda, Lottiidae.